AUGUCUUCUUCUAUCCCAGCGCAGUCAGCUCCUUCAGAGCCACAGACCAAGAUCGCACUCGAAUCCAAGGUUAUCGCCAUCACCGGCGCAAACCGUGGAAUUGGCCUCGGUGUCGCGGAGAGCUGUCUCGUGAACGGAGCCGCCCGAAUCUACUCGAUCGACAUCGGCGAACCGGGCGACGAAUUUGCAGCGCUCUCCAAACGCUUCCCAGGCCAACUAUUCGCCCUCCAAGCCGACGUCACCAAAGAGGCCAGCAUCUCAACAGCAGUGGAUAAGAUUGUCGAGGAAGCUGGAGCACUGCAUGGAAUGGUCGUGAAUGCAGGACGGACAAAUCACAAGUCAGCACUGGAUUUUACGACCGAGGAAAUUGAAUCAUUAUUCUCCGUGAACCUAUUUGGAGCAUUCUACACAGCCAGAUGUGCCGCCCGAGCAUUCAUCAAGCUUGGCAUCAAGGGGGCGAUCGUGUUUACUGCCUCCAUGGCCUCCUACCGCCCCAACAAGCGCGUCCCGUCCACCCCCUACGGCGCGUCGAAGGCCGGUAUCCGCAAUAUGACGCACACCCUUGCUAUGGAGUGGGCUCAGCACGGCAUUCGUGUAAACAGUGUCUCUCCUGGUCUGGUAAACACUGCUAUGACAUACUGGGUUCCACAACAGCCUGAUUGGGAGCAACAGCUCAAGUAUUAUGGUGGAUUCCCGAGGCUUGCUGAGGUGCAGGAGCUUGGCGGUGCUUAUGUCUACUUGUUGAGCGAUGCUGCUUCGUAUACGACGUCAAUUGAUAUUCCCGUGAAUGGUGUUAUUGGAAUCUGUUGA
This is a messenger RNA of Penicillium pulvis, 810 nucleotides long. RefSeq lists its product as uncharacterized. Gene Ontology annotation, molecular function: oxidoreductase activity, acting on NAD(P)H, oxygen as acceptor. NCBI's taxonomy places the organism in Eukaryota, Fungi, Ascomycota, Eurotiomycetes, Eurotiales, Aspergillaceae. Gene Ontology annotation, cellular component: intracellular anatomical structure. The transcript is spliced from 5 exons. The coding region runs from base 1 to 810 and encodes 269 amino acids. The record is from RefSeq and is a predicted model, not a curated record.